AUGGCCGCGCCGCUGGCGGAGCUGGUGCAACUACGGCAGAACGCUUUGGCGCACGCCUCCGGUCAGGUGACCGCCUUCAAAGAGCUCCGCUUGAGGCUACCCCCAGGCAGCGCCAAGCACAGCGAGAGCGUGGUGGUCUUGGAGCUGCCGCAGCGCCGGGCCACGCUGCGGGUGGGCUUCGCCAGCUCAAAGUCCUCGGGGUGGAUGGAGGGCAUGGACCUGCCUGGGCGCGACUACGUGACGACCCAGCACCCCAACGGAACGGCGGAGGGGUGCAGAAAGAUUUGCGAGGAGGACAAUGACUGCCGGGCCUGGUCUUUUGUCAUGGCCAACGGAACGAGCGCCGAGUGCCGCCAGAAGUUCAACGUGCUUCGGGCCAUGGCCAGCGGCUCCAUGGUAGGCGUUAAGGUGCAGGAGCCCUUCUAUUGCGCUGCGCCUUGGGCGAAAAGGAACUAA
Effrenium voratum is the source of this 456-nucleotide messenger RNA. The record is from the annotation of a GenBank genome assembly. NCBI's taxonomy places the organism in Eukaryota, Dinophyceae, Suessiales, Symbiodiniaceae.